This is a messenger RNA of Bipolaris oryzae ATCC 44560, 156 nucleotides long. RefSeq lists its product as uncharacterized. The coding region runs from base 1 to 156 and encodes 51 amino acids. The transcript has a single exon. The record is from RefSeq and is a predicted model, not a curated record. Lineage: Eukaryota; Fungi; Ascomycota; Dothideomycetes; Pleosporales; Pleosporaceae.
AUGCUGAGACAUGGGCCUAGCGAGGAAAUGCAGAGCGAGGGGCGGAGGGUGAGACAAGUUCGCUCCUUCAGGGAAGGGGACGUGUGCACCAUACAGGUAGGUGGUAUGAACGUGACUGGAAUGGUGGCGGCUGGGGGACAACAGGUGAGAGGAUGA